Vanrija pseudolonga is the source of this 2290-nucleotide messenger RNA. RefSeq names its product Nicotinate catabolism cluster-specific transcription factor. Gene Ontology annotation, cellular component: chromatin. The transcript has 6 exons. The coding region runs from base 488 to 2290 and encodes 600 amino acids. The record is from RefSeq and is a predicted model, not a curated record. Gene Ontology annotation, biological process: regulation of transcription by RNA polymerase II; DNA-templated transcription. NCBI's taxonomy places the organism in Eukaryota, Fungi, Basidiomycota, Tremellomycetes, Trichosporonales, Trichosporonaceae. Gene Ontology annotation, molecular function: DNA-binding transcription factor activity, RNA polymerase II-specific; zinc ion binding; RNA polymerase II cis-regulatory region sequence-specific DNA binding.
UGCUUCGCCUGGCAUUGCUAGCUCGUCACACUCGCCCGCCACGCCUAAAGGAGCUGGAGCUACAACAAGCACGCCCGAGGCUGGCCCGAGCAAGACGGCGCUCCGGUGCUCGUUCCCCUCGUGCGGCAAGACGUUUACGCGCAAGGAUCACCUCAUUCGGCACGCUGCAAAUCACUCGCAGCCAAACUUUCACUGCUCGACGUGCGGCCGGAGCUUCCAGCGCCUAGACUUGUUGCAGCGGCAUGAGCGCCGCAGGAUCUGCGACGACGAGCGGUAUCCCAAGCGGCGGAAGGGCAACGACCACGACGAGCGCCAGGCAGAGCACGAGCAUGACGACGAGGUGGACCACGGCGCUUCCGAAGCCCAGCCCCCACCACCGCCACAGCCGCAGCCGCCGCAGCCGCAGGCAGUGUUCCAGCCCGCGCCGCCGCCCGGCGCGCCGCUAGACCUGCUCGACACGACCGAGCCAGUCUCCAUCCCCCCGCAGAUGGGCAGCGACAUGCCCGAGCUCGACGUGAUGGCGAACCACAACAUUGUGAUUGACCCCGCGGAUUUGGGGUUCGGCCUCUGGCCGCCAGACCCAUGGGAGGCAUUGCUGCACGACGCGUUCGCGCCGCCGCUCGACGACGGGCCAGCCGACGUGCCGUGGGAUUUGAAUGCGCUCCUUGGACCUCAUGGCACGCAGUCGCGGACGCAGGAGAGUGCAGAGCGAGGGAACGCCCCUGGUCCGCCACAUGCCCAGGUUGGGACGGCGCUGCUGUCCAGAGUGCUGGCAGCGUAUCCUGAACUGCAGAUCUCGGUCGCAGAGCUCAACGAGUCACUGUCAACGUACUGGUCUCACGUCGCGCCAAGCUUCCCGUUCAUCCACCGCGGCACAUUCGACAUUGACGCCGCGCCGCCAGAACUGGUCAUCAUGAUGGCGGUCACUGGUGCCGCGCAGCGCCGGCGAGGCGGAAGUGGUGCGCCGCGAGACGACCGGCGACUGGUCAGGCGAAUCCGCGCGCGGCUUGUCGAGGACCGGUGUGGGCUUGAGAUGGACGUGGCGACCCUGCAAGCCUACACCCUCUGUCACGUGUACGACGUGUGGCACGGCGACGCCGAGACGCUGUUUGUUGCGCAGUGCAUGUGGCCCGUUGUUGUUGCACACUCGCGCAAGCAGGGAAUCGGUGUCACUGGGCGCGUCGCGCCAGAGGGGCACACUGCAGCGGUUUGGGCGGCGUGGGCCAAGGACGAGGAGCGCCGGCGUGCAGCCUACUGCAUUGUGACUAUCGACACGCAGAUCUCGACCUUUUGGAACCAGCACCCCUCGAGACAGCUCAGCAUUUUCGCGCACAACCUCUCCAUGCCGGCGCCGCGCGCCCAGUGGGAGGCACUCACGGCUGCCGAGUGGCUACGGGUUCGGGAACCGUCGUCUACCACGCAGCACGACCACAACGCGGGGCGAAGAGGCGGGCGGGGUGGGUACCUCCCCGGGCUGCACCCCGAGUUCCAGGUGUCGUUUGUUACCGAGGGAUACUCGUCGAUUGUGCUCGCUGCGCUCGCGGCUGAGGGACCACCCCCACUCCGCGUCGACAUUGACAACUCGUUCGCCGUUGGCGUCAUCCUGACUGGGCUGGUCGCGAUCGCGUGGGACUGCAGGACACGAGGAGGAAUGGGGAUUCGUUUCCGCGACGGCACCAAGCACUGGCGGAGCAUUGUGUUGAAUGCCGUCGUGGCCCUUCGUGCAGCGUACGAGCUCGGAGUAGGCCACCUACCCGCCUGUGUCGAGACACGAGACAUGCGAGACACGCUGGCCGUUUCAAUCAUCUCGAUCCUGAGCGACAUCCCCAUGCUCCAGGUCGCAGCGGGCGCGACGUCCAUCUGCGGCGCGAGCAUUGGACCAAAGCAGUACGCGGACGGCAAGCGCCGCCUGCGGUUGUGGGCGACAAGCCCCGACGCGUGGACCUGCCUGUGGCAGUCGGCGCGGUACCUCCGCGAGACCCUCUUCGCCGACUGGGGGCUUUACACGCCAUGGGCCGUCUUCCUGACAACUCUCGUUGUCUGGGCGUACGGCUCGGCGGCCUCGCGCGAGGACCAGCGCCACUUCCCCGGCCCAACCGACAACCCACAAGCCGCAGCCACGGCGCUCCUCGACGGCAUCUUUGCCUCGCCGACCCGCGUCGACCACCUCGACCACGGCGUCGCCGACCUCGUAGUCACAGUCGCCGCCAAGCUCGACGCGACCGGCUCCCUGAUUGACCGCACCAACGCGCAGCUCCUGUGGCGCCUCACCGCCGCCAAGCGGCGCUAG